AUGAUUGGUUUCGCGGGAAAGCGUUUUUCCCCGUUCUGAUCUGCGUAAGUUUGUUUUGUUCUCGAGCAAGAAAGCACGCAGUGAAAAUGCCUAAAAGAUCCUACCCUUUUGACGAAUCCUUCUCGUCGCAGUAUAAAAUUCACAUCGGACAGAGGGAGUUGAACCAUGGUGUUUUGGGGUACAAAUACAAACAAGAAAUAUAUGAAAAGACGAAGAACCUGAUGUUCAAUGGGGCCAAGGCGGUUGUGGGUAAGUUAUGGAAUGGCGCUGGAGAGCGCACAAGCCCAACGUCAGCUGCACCGGCCGAGACGCCGACGGCUGCCCCGGCGGCUGCCCCAGGGUUACUGAGGGGACAGACGACCAUUGGAUUCAACGGCAAACUGCAGAGAAACGCCCCUGUCGAAGGUGCAGCUGUGGCAGCUUCUGGCUGCUGUGUGUGUCUGAAGGCCCUGGCGACCCUGAGGUCGUGCUCAGAGUGUGAGCGCCCUGCGUGCCCCUCCUGCACCCAGCAGUGCUCCAGCUGUGCCAAUCUGUGCUGCUCUGUCUGCACGGUCGUAGAUUACAGCGGCAGGUAUGACCAGGUGUUGUGCUGUGGCUGUUCGACCUGAGGGAGGUCUUCACCUGAGGGAGGUCUUCACCUGAGGGAGGUCUUCACCUGAGGGAGGUCUUCACCUGAGGGAGGUCUUCACCUGAGGGAGGUCUUCACCUGAGGGAGGUCUUCACCUGAGGGAGGUCUUCACCUGAGGGAGGUCUUCACCUGAGGGAGGUCUUCACCUGAGGGAGGUCUUCACCUGAGGGAGGUCUUCACCUGAGGGAGGUCUUCACCUGAGGGAGGUCUUCACCUGAGGGAGGUCUUCACCUGAGGGAGGUCUUCACCUGAGGGAGGUCUUCACCUGAGGGAGGUCUUCACCUGAGGGAGGUCUUCACCUGAGGGAGGUCUUCACCUGAGGGAGGUCUUCACCUGAGGGAGGUCUUCACCUGAGGGAGGUCUUCACUUGGGUCAAAAUAGAGGACUGCUUGAAUGUUUUUGUUUUCCCUGUUUUGCAUGAAAUAUAUCACAUUUUAUACAUCCCUUUUUAUGAUGAUGCAAAUGUUUAUUUGUAAAUAUGUAUCUUAUCAUUCCAAAAUAAAUGCUUAAAUCUUU
Molecule: messenger RNA, 1144 nt
Organism: Osmerus eperlanus (European smelt)
Lineage: Eukaryota; Metazoa; Chordata; Actinopteri; Osmeriformes; Osmeridae
Gene: siva1
Product: SIVA1, apoptosis-inducing factor
Exons: 4
Coding region: 87-608 (173 amino acids)
Biological process (GO): extrinsic apoptotic signaling pathway
Molecular function (GO): CD27 receptor binding
Source: RefSeq, a predicted model, not a curated record